This is a messenger RNA of Zophobas morio, 1698 nucleotides long. RefSeq names its product craniofacial development protein 2-like. NCBI's taxonomy places the organism in Eukaryota, Metazoa, Arthropoda, Insecta, Coleoptera, Tenebrionidae. The record is from RefSeq and is a predicted model, not a curated record. Gene Ontology annotation, cellular component: nucleus. The transcript is spliced from 2 exons. The coding region runs from base 1 to 1698 and encodes 565 amino acids. Gene Ontology annotation, molecular function: catalytic activity. Gene Ontology annotation, biological process: chromatin remodeling.
AUGUCUGAAAAAGAAGAGAGCGAAAUGACUGAAAUCAGGAAAAUGUUCUCCGCAAUAAAUCGCAAAUUAACAGUGGUGGAGGAAAAACUUGAUAGAAACACAGAAGCUAUGAUUACAAUAAGGAAAGAAAAUCUGUUAUUAAAGGAGUCAAUUAAAGAGCAGGAUAGUAGACUCGAACUAUUAGAAAAAGAAGUCCGAAAAAACAACAUUAUUAUUCAGGGAGUAGCUGACGAAAACGACGAAAAAGAGGAAAAACUAACAGAGAAAAUUCAGAAUAUACUGACGAAAAUGGGAGUUAAGGUUGAUGUAGAGAUAGAUGCAUCUGAGAUAAGAAGAAUAGGUACAUAUAAGCCGAAUGGAAAUCGGCCAAUACUUGUGAAGCUACAAAAAUGGAAAACGAAGAUGGAAAUUUACAAAUUAACAAAAAAUCUGAAAGGAUCGGACAUAUGGAUCAAUGAUGAUUUCUCAAAAAAGGUACAAGCAGAAAGAAAAUGCCUAACAACUUAUUUACAGCAAGUUAGACAGCAAGGAAGUACAGCAUAUCUCAGGUACAACAAAAUGAUCAUAGACGGAAAGGUGUAUGGUAAAGAGCACUUUGAAAUGACAGUUAAGAGCAAAGAUAAACGAACCUCUAGUGAAAGGUCGCCGUUAAGACUGAACUCAAUUAAAGACGACAAGGCUAAAAAUAGGGAUAUGAAUGGGCAAAUGAAUUGGAAAAAGCGGAACAAGAAAACAGCUUCGACGAAAAUUGGCACUUGGAACAUACAAACAAUGCUAGGAGUAGGAAAAAUGGAAGAAAUAGCAAGGGAAAUGAAAAAUUAUAAUAUUGGAAUAUUAGCUUUACAAGAAAUAAGAUGGAGCGGCGAAGGGAAAGUCGACAAAGAGGACUUUACACUAUUGUAUGCCGGAGAAGAUAAGCAGGGAAGAAAUGGAACAGGAUUUAUGAUAAGCAAAGAAUAUAGAGAUAUGAUAAUAGACUUUAAAAGGAUUAAUGGUAGAAUAUCUACGAUAAGAAUCAAAAAUAAGAUUGCUAACAUUACACUAGUAAAUGUAUAUGCCCCUACGGAAGAUGCAAGCGAGAACGAUAAAGACGAUUUCUAUGACCACUUAGAGAGAGCAUGUGAAUCAAUACCAAAACAUGACACAAUGAUUAUUAUUGGGGACACCAACGCCAAAAUAGGAAAAGAGAAAUACCUGGAAAAAGUAGCAGGGAAACAAUCAUUGCACAAUAUCUCGAAUGACAAUGGGAAGAGGCUGUGCAACCUGGCAGCAGGGACAGAUAUGUUUAUUGUGAGCACAAAGUUUAUGCACAAACCAGAGCACAAAGUGACAUGGAUGCGACCAGGCAAAACUACAGGUAACCAGAUCGACCAUGCUUUGAUAUCAAAAAAGAGAGAAAAGAUGGUCCAAGAUGUAAGAUCCUACAGAGGAGCAAAUGUUGAUACCGAUCAUCAUCUGGUAAUAGUGAAAAUGAAGAUGAGAACGAUAGUCAAUAAGAAAAUAAAAACGGAAAAUAAGAAAAGAUGGAAUUUAGAAGAAUUAAAAGAGAAAAAAGAUGAAUAUGAAAGUGAGUUAGGAAAACAGCUGGCAGCGGAAGUAGAAGAAAAUGAUAUUGACAAUACUUGGGGACAUUUAAAAAAAUUGUAUGAUAAAAGCGACAGAAAAAAUAGCAGGCAGAAAACCAAAGAGGGCGUUUAA